This is a messenger RNA of Vigna unguiculata (cowpea), 1671 nucleotides long. Its product is annotated as mitochondrial uncoupling protein 2-like. Lineage: Eukaryota; Viridiplantae; Streptophyta; Magnoliopsida; Fabales; Fabaceae. Gene Ontology annotation, biological process: transmembrane transport. The record is from RefSeq and is a predicted model, not a curated record.
UUCAAAUACUCCCCCUUGUGUUUCAGAAUUCACCUAAUUGAAAACAUAACUCUUGAAACCACCUCCACCUAACUUCUCACGCAUCACCCAUUUCCCCUCUCACCUCUCUCAUUCCCUUUAUCCCCCAAAACCCCUUUCCUCAAUCAACCCUUUCCUCUACCUACCUCAUAAAAAUCCUCUCUUCUCAAAUUUCACCCCAAGAACAAACACAAAAACAAAAAGUAGCACCACAUUAACACGACAAUGAAGGUUUCGGUGUCGAGAAAGCUGUUCACAGCAGGCUUAUAAGCUUCUGGUACGCCUCCAGCAUGGAAGCGUUGCUGCUGAACAAAUACCUUCCCAACAACCACGGUUUCAGUGCUUGGCUACCGUCAGCAAUGUCAGAUCCGAACCAGAUUUCGUUCGCUCUAGCCUUCUUGUGCAGCGCUUUCGCCGCUUGUUUCGCCGAGUUUUGUACCAUUCCUCUGGACACAGCUAAGGUCAGGCUUCAACUACAAAAGAAGGUAGGGGUUGAUGAUGGAGUGGGUUUACCUAAAUACAAGGGCAUGCUAAGCACAAUUAAGACCAUUGCUAGAGAAGAGGGUAUAUCAGCUCUGUGGAAAGGAAUUGUCCCUGGUUUGCAUCGCCAAUGUUUAUAUGGAGGCUUAAGAAUCGGAUUAUACGAUCCUGUCAAAACAUUUCUUGUUGGUAGUGCCUUUGUUGGAGAGGUUCCAAUAUACCAUAUGAUCCUGGCUGCUCUGCUCACUGGUGCUUUAGCAAUCACGAUUGCUAAUCCAACUGAUCUUGUUAAAGUUAGGCUUCAAUCUGAAGGUCAUCUGCCAUCUGGGGUACCUAGGCGUUAUUCUGGUGCCAUAGAUGCUUAUUUAACUAUAUUGAGACAGGAAGGAAUAGGGGCCUUGUGGACUGGGCUUGGGCCAAACAUAGCAAGGAAUGCAAUUAUAAAUGCUGCUGAAUUAGCUAGCUAUGAUCAAGUGAAACGGACGAUUUUGAAAAUUCCAGGGUUCAUUGACAAUGUCUAUACUCACCUUCUUGCUGGCUUAGGGGCAGGUCUUUUUGCUGUAUUUAUUGGUUCUCCUGUUGAUGUGGUGAAAUCCAGGAUGAUGGGGGAUUCAACCUACAAAAGCACAUUUGACUGCUUUCUCAAGACUUUGCUUAAUGAGGGAUUUUUGGCCUUCUAUAAAGGUUUCCUUCCAAAUUUUGGUCGAGUAGGAGCCUGGAAUGUGAUUAUGUUUCUUACUUAUGAACAAGCGAAAAGAUUUUUGAGAGGAUAAUUCUUACUUCAUGAUUGAUAUUGACGAAGGAAAAUUAGUGUUCUUUCUCUGUUGAGUGCUAUCAGAAGAACGGCAAAUUUUUUCGAGAGGUGGUCUUUCUACAUUCAUUCCCCACUUCUUCCUUGUGGACGGACAUCACGCUUAAAGUAUUUAGUUAAUGAAUAAACCGUCAAAUCACCUCUGUAUAUGAUUGUCUCCUGCUUGUGCCAUGUGAAAGGCCACAAUUCAAAGUUUCAAACAUUCUUAGCCAAUUAAUAGACCCUGAAAUUACAUUUACUUGAAUGACCUACAUUGUACUGGAUUGAUGUCAGAUACAUUUUUCUGGGAAAUAAAUUGCCUAUUUCCCUACUUAUUGAAUGAAACAUUAAUGCAAACUAAUAUUUAGAGGCUCUAUAAUUCA